Symbiodinium sp. CCMP2592 is the source of this 555-nucleotide messenger RNA. NCBI's taxonomy places the organism in Eukaryota, Dinophyceae, Suessiales, Symbiodiniaceae. The record is from the annotation of a GenBank genome assembly.
AUGAGCUUCAAACGUGCUCGUGCAGCAGACCAAACCCAAGGUUCCUGUUACUUUGAUCUCCAUGGGUAUGAAGACACGUUGCCUAGUGAAGGCGGGGACAUCGAGGCUGCUAAGAAGUUUCGACGUCUGCUGGUCGAGAGGUUUUUGGAUGGUUCUGCUACGGCAACCGACACUUGUCAGCUUGCUUACUGGCACGUGGCAUCAGGGGGUGAGGGUGCUGAGGAUCUGGCUUUGAACCCUCGGUCCGCUAGUCGUCAUGCAGCUGAACAUCUGAGGUGCCAUCUGAAUAAAGAAUUCCCGGAGCCUGAUGUGGAAAUGGUUUCAGUUCCGAUGCAUCUGAAGAAGUCUGCUGGAAGGACCCUCGUACAGCACCCCACCCGUGUGACUUCGAUCAUGAUACGCAAUGAGCUGAUGGAGCUUGGUAUUCUUGAAGGCACAGCAUCUCCUGAGAUUGUGCAAGACUUCUUGAAACACGACGAGGAGCUAGGGGAUCUAUACGAACGCCAUUGUGUCACGAUCGAAGCUCUCCGCCAAGGUUUCUCGCGAGAACACAUC